Molecule: messenger RNA, 6157 nt
Organism: Penaeus monodon (black tiger shrimp)
Lineage: Eukaryota; Metazoa; Arthropoda; Malacostraca; Decapoda; Penaeidae
Product: CLIP-associating protein 2-like
Exons: 25
Coding region: 302-4960 (1552 amino acids)
Biological process (GO): mitotic spindle assembly
Cellular component (GO): cytoplasmic microtubule; mitotic spindle; spindle microtubule
Molecular function (GO): microtubule binding
Source: RefSeq, a predicted model, not a curated record
CUCGGCCGGCGCGCGUACCGUGUGGGUGUGUGUCAUGAAUUAUGACUGCGUGUGCGCUCUUUGAUGUGGUAAUAGUGUUGAUGUGACAGAAAAUAGAUCAGGAGGUGAAUUAAGCCGCAUAUUAUUAUGUGAGUGCUGAAUCUGAGUGUAACGAUGGUGAUUCAGAAGGGCAUGUGAGGCGGAGGUCACCAGGUGUCACACUAGUGUACUGGACGGGUCAAGGCGAGGGUGGGCGGCCCGACACCCUGCCUCAUUCUCCUAUUGAACCUGCUAGUGUGACUCAGUGAACCAGUGAGUCGAUAUGCCUUCGGUGAGCCCCACCGACCCAGGUCUGCUGGAGGGCUCUCCGCCGCCGUCCGUCAGCCCCGCCGGCUGCGUGGAGCUGGAGGGCUCGCUGGCCGGCCUCGGGGACAUGCCCCUCACCUCGCAGUGCUCGGUCGAGUCCCUGGGCUCCCUGGACAGUGGACACAGCUCCUCAGCGGGCAACGGCGCCGCGGAGAGCCACGCGGGCAGCCCCUCGCCCGGGCCCAUCAUCUCCACGCCGCCCCCGCCUGCCGCCACCAGCCCCACGCCCUCCGCCUUCUCCACGCCCACCAGCCCAAGAACGCACCCGGAGGACCGUUGCGACAGCAGCGGCAGGAUCAGUGUGGCGUCCAUGGGCUCUUCGCAGGACCGUCCUCCGUCAGGGAUCAACCGAUCCCUGUCCAACACUUCCACCGCUUCCGUCGCCUCCACCGACACCGUGGACACCCUCAAUUCCACCGACACCAUCAACUCGGCCGCCACGAGCGCGACGAACAACACCUCGACCUCGACCUCCACCUCGACCUCGUCCACCACAAUCGUGACGCCCAUCAAGUCCAAGGAGGAGCUGGACUCCUACAUCGACCACCUGGACUCGCUCUGGUCUCAGGAGGACGAGUGGAUCAUGAUCUUCGAUAACCUCAUCAGGAACACCGAGGCCUCCACCCGCUCGCGCCGCCACACCCACCACUACAGCCACUACCACAACAACGGCACCACCAGCAACCACUCCUCGCCCUACCACUCGCCCUACAAGAAAGGAAAAGGAGACGAUGAAGUGGACAGAGCGAGUCGAUCGCUCCCCCGCCGCCCACUUGCUCUCCGCAAGAAGGUCAAAUCCGGAGGCAGCAAAUCAAGAGCCAGCAGCGCCCCUCCUGUCAGAAGAUCCGUCCUUGGGGCUGCCCUACCCCCAAAGAGUGCCGGAGCAGGGGAGAGUGGUGGUGGUGGGGGCCCUCGAACAACAAUCAAGAGAGUGCCAUCUAUCAGUCGGGGGAGAGCAGGGUCAUCAUCCUCAUCUACAGCUCCUGCUGGAGCUGUGGAUGAAGCCUCGUUCUUUGCCUCAUUUGAGGAUGUUCCUAAGGUUAACAUUUACUCUGCCCGGGAACUGGAGGACAGCCUCACUAAGAUCAGGGAGGUUAUCUCCAGCCCCAGUAAUGACUGGGACAAGAGAGUAGAUGCACUGAAAAAAUUGCGAAGUCUCUUAAUUGCUGGUGCCAAUGGGUAUGAGGAGUUUUAUCCUCAUCUUCGGCUUUUGGAACCUGCCAUGCAGUUGUCUAUCAAAGAUCUCAGGUCACAGGUGGUCCGAGAAGCAUGUAUCACCGUUGCAUACAUGUCCCAGGAACUUCACCAUAAGGUUGACCACUUGUGUGAGACUGUCCUGCCAAAUCUUAUUUACUUAAUACCCAACAGUGCCAAGGUGAUGGCAUCCUCUGGCGUUGUCACGAUUCGAUUUAUAAUUCAAAACACUCACCACCAUAAACUAAUUCCUAUCCUUUUGCGAGAGAUCAGUAGCAAGAAUAGAGAGAUCCGCAAAGUCUUGUGUGAGGUUUUAGAUCAAUUAGUGCAUACGUGGCCCACUCAUUCUAUGGAAAAGCACGUUCUCAUCCUUGCCGAGACAAUUAAGAAGGGAAUCACAGAUGCUGAUCCUGAAGCAAGAGCCUUCUCCAGAAAAGCAUAUUGGGGCUUUGCGGGCCACUUCAAGGACGAGGCAGACAAACUGCUGAACUCGCUGGACCCGAGCUACAAGAAGAUGCUUCAGGGAGAGAUGAGCAUGUCCAAUUCAUCUUCAUCACAGUCUCUGCACAACUCCCAGAAGUCAGCUGGAGCGCGCCCCGGGUGGUCACGUUCCUCUUCGACGGCCGGGAGCACAGAGAACCUGUCUGGAAUGUCAUCAAGACUCCCCCAAAGUGGCAUGCGACGCUCUGCCAUCCCUACCCCAGCCUCCCACCGCCCUCAGGACUCCUCAGACUCCCCCGCCCCCUCCCACACACCCACCAACUUCCGCUCCAACAGUGCCAUUGACCUGCAGGCCGCAAGGCGUGCACAGGCUCGUUCACAGUAUGCCCAGGCCCAGAGACUCAAGGUGGGCUCUGGAGCGUCACUACGAACUGAAGGAGAGGACAAAGCACGUCCAAGAAAAACGUCCGAUCAUCCGCCCAUCAGCUCUAUCACAUCUCCAGACCGCAUGGGAAGACCCAGAAGCCGAGGCGGAGUUUCUCAGUCACAACCUGGUAGUCGCAGUGGAUCCCCCUCAUCCAGACUUAGUUAUGCAACAUACUCUUCACCUGGAGACUCAGGCACCUUAGGCCGCUCUAGACGCAGGAGUGGAAUUCCACGUUCCACAGGUACUUCGCGAGAACCUUCACCUAGCCGUUACAGUGGGCUGAGCGGUAUAUCACCAUCAAAGUCUCGUUCAAGAUCCAUCUCAGGUGCCUCAGAAAUGCCUCCCCAGGUACCAGGGAAAUCUCGACAGGUCAUGGCCCAGAAGAUCCUACAACAGAGUCGUGAAGCAGAGAGUGCGUUAGCUGACGCACUGGUGAGUCUGCCACCAGGAGGAGGAGUCCUUCGUUCUCCAAACAGAAAGAUGUACAGUAAAGCCUUUGAGGACCAAUCUGACAACGAUAGCGAGACCUCCAGUAUUUGCUCUGAACGUUCCUUUGACUCCUGUAGGAGAAGUGAUCAAUUCUGGUACGGAUCACAACAACGUAUUCUCAAGGAAGUGUGGGAGCCAACAGUGAAGAUGCAGGACGUGAGUGACAUCAUCCUUAACUGCGCAUCAACACACUGGGGUGACCGAAAAGAAGGCUUGAUGGCCCUACAGGCAUUCCUUCGUGGCUCUCACAUGCUCACUGGAUCUGAGCUGAAGAGGGUCACUGAGAUCUUUACCAAAAUGUUCAUGGAUGCUCAUACAAAGGUGUUCACACUCUUCCUCGACACCUUGAUGGAGCUGAUCAUGGUACACAAAGCUGACCUGGGCGAUUGGCUUUAUAUUCUACUUACAAGGUUGCUUAACAAAUUGGGAUCAGAUCUGCUGGGAUCUGUGCAGACCAAGAUCCACAAAACCUUAGAUUUAGUCAGAGACUCAUUCCCAUGUGAUCAACAAUUCAUUGUUCUAAUGAGAUUUCUAGUGGACCAAGCUCAAACUCCAAACUCCAAGGUGAAGGUGGCAACACUGACGUACCUCAAGUGUCUGGUGGAUGUGAUGGACCGUGGCGACCUCACAGCAUCCCCCGACACCCCAAUGGCACUGGCUAAGAUCCUUACCUGGACUGCUGACCAGAAGUCCCUGGACAUCCGGCGGGCAGCUUCAGCGUGCUUCAUUGCAAUGUUCAACUGCAACAUCACGGAGUUCACAGCACUUUUGCAGCAGCUGCCUUCUGCCUGCCAAAGCACAGCAUCGCAGAUCAUCCAGAGCCACCUGAAGAGAGCGGCCAGUUUGGAUGCCUCGCCCUCUUCCCUGCCCACCCGCACACCUCCCAGUGCUGGCGGGACUCCCGUGCUUCAGAGCCCCAAUACCUCACUCCCACGCUCGCAUCGGUCAUCGCGACACAAUACAAUUGAUUUUGAUGAUACGGAAAAUCUUAAUCCAGAAGAAGUGUAUAGGAGUUUGAAACGCACAACAGCAGAGAUCCAGAACUAUAGCUUCGACCUGGAUUUAAGUAGUCGCAGAGAUAGUUUAGAAAAACAUAGAGAUUCUACGUCACAGGACUCUGGGAUUAGUCAAUUAUCAGCUGGUGGGGGCGACCUUCGCACCAUAGACACUGUAGAUGACAAAGGUGUGGAGGAUACCAAUGGCAUCCUUUCUGGGAGAUCCUCAAGCGUUUCGUCACCCACACAUCGCAACCUCUCCAUGAUGUCCGACUCUUCGAGAAACGGACUUGACACCCUCACAGACGAUGAUCUCGGUAGAGGAGAUGGACAGGAGAGUGAUGCGGAGAUAAUGUCUGGCGUAGUGGCAGAGCUAGGUAACACAGAGGAGGGACGCACAGCAGAAAAACGUGCUGCGUUGACAUCUCUAAUACGACUGGCGCGUACAGGCUCCACUCUAGUCUGGAAUGAGAAUUUCCGUGCUGUGCUGAGGUUGUUGUUAGAGAGUCUUGCGUGCGACGAUGGAGGUCAGCGUGCCCUGGUGCUAGCCGUUCUGACAGAGAUGAUGAGGAGAAGUCCCCUUGUGCAUCACUUCCUUAGUUUUUCGGAGCUUAUCAUCCUUAGGGUCCUCAAUGCACAUGCUGACAAAGAAAAGGAAGUCCUUCGAGCAGCAAGUGUUUGUGCAGGAACUGUAGCAGAAAUCCUUCCUCCUGAGGUCGUGAUUCGGGUGUUGAAGCCUCUUAUUCAGAUGGGAGAGUAUCCAGUGAAUCAAGCGGCCAUCAAAAUGCUCAAUAAACUGGUUGAAGCCCACCAACCAUCCAUUGUUGCUGCAGCAUUGCCUGAAAUCAUGCCUGGACUCAUUAAGGCAUAUGACAACAAGGAGUCCUGUGUACGCAAGGCUUCAGUGUUCUGCAUGGUAGCAUUGCAUAAUGCUGUGGGAGAGGAUGCAAUGCGACCACACUUAGAGAGUCUUACAGGAUCCAAGUUGAAGCUCCUCAACCUGUACAUCAAGCGUGCUGAGACCCAGAAUUCGGGGGCAUCAUCUCCAAAGUCUGAACCACCACCUUAAUAAUAAUACUAUAUGUGGAGGUGAAAAUGGCGGGUGUUUUGGGGAUAGGGUAGGGGUUAGGGGGUGUGGCAGAAAGAUUAAUUUUAUUGAACCUUUGAUUGGCUCAAAAAACAAACAAGAAAAGAUUUUGUAAUUAGACGUUUUGAAAAUAACAGAAUAAAUAAUAAAAAAGCUCUGUAAAAUAUAAAUGACUCAGAUUUUACUAAUUGAUAUUAGAAUAGGAAAUAUAGUUGGCCAACAGUUGCUAAUUUUAUGAAUACUGUUGUAUCUAGAUGUACACAAUAUUUCUUUAAGAAUUAUGGAAAUAGAAUCUGCCCAUGACAGUUUUGGCACAAAAUUAUAGAAAAUAUGUCCUUGGAAGGUGAAGUGCUUAUAAAAAUAAUAAACAAGGACAAAGCUAUUGUGUGUAAAAUUAUGAAUUUAUGAAUGAGUGCGUUGGUUGAGAGAACGUGACUCAAGGUUGGAUUGACUCCUCAACAUUGUGGUGCCAGGUGGUUCUACCAUAGUUUUACCAGUAGUUUUUACUGACAUAUUUGCUUACUUGGCAAUCUUUGUGUGAUAGAUUACUUUGUGAUUAUUGAUAACAUAGAUAUGGCUUAUCCUGGCAAAGUGAAAUAUUAUAAACCAAUUGUAGGAUGUUAAGGAGCAGCAAAUGUGCCAUUAGGGGUGCAGUUCAUGUUAACUAAAGGAGUUUACACUUGUUUCUUGCUGCCUACCUUCAGUUUCUCCUGCAUGGUCUACUCUCUUCUCUUGGAAAAGAAAUGUGAAGUUAAAUAUUAAUUCCCAAUAAAGAUGAUAUGAUUAUUAACAAUAGUAUAACUCAUAUUAUUAGGGGCUGGGAGCUAGUCAAUUGUGCUUGGAGGUGACACCAUGAUAGUCUUAUAUGCCUUUGUUUGUAACCCCUUUAGCUGACAUAAUGAUACUAAUGUGAUUGGUUUUCACUGGUCUCUUGUAACUAUACAGUUGCUCUACAUCUUAUUCAAUUGUUGACUUGGGUCUGAAUGUAACUGACUGCAAUGCCUCUGACUCUGAUGAUCAUCUGGUGUGGUAUGACCAUAAUGGUCAUUUGAGACAAGUAUAGAUGGAUGUGUGGGGCCCACCAUUCCAGAAGAUUCCCAUGCGCCUGAUGGCUUUGUGUGAAUGCAGACUUGGAAUGUAAGAUAGUGCUGUGUUUGUAAUAUAGUUGAUGUACAUAAA